CGGCGCUGGGGUUGCCGGAAGUUGAGUGGCGCAGGCGAGUCGGAGGAACAGCCAUGGGGGACCCUGGCCUCUCCAAGCUGCAGUUUGCCCCCUUCAGUAGUGCCUUGGAUGUUGGCUUCUGGCAUGAGCUGACCCAGAGGAAGCUGAAUGAGUAUCGGCUGGACGAAGCUCCCAGGGACAUUAAGGGUUAUUACUACAAUGGGGAUUCUGCUGGGCUGCCAGCUCGCUUAACGUUGGAGUUCAGUGCUUUUGACAUGAGUUCCCCCACGCCUGCACGCUGCUGUCCAGCUGCUGGAACACUGUAUAACACCAACACAUUAGAGGCUUUCAAGGCUGCAGACAAGAAGCUCCUUCUGGAACAAGUAGCGAAUGAGAUCUGGGAAUCCAUCAAGUCGGGUGCUGCACUUGAAAAUCCUGAGCUCCUCAACAAGUUCCUGCUUUUGACCUUUGCUGAUUUGAAGAAGUACCACUUCUAUUACUGGUUUUGCUAUCCUGCUCUUUGUCUUCCUGAAAGCAUACCUCUUAUUCAGGGGCCAGUGAGCUUGGAUCAAAGGUUUUCACCAAAACAGAUCCAAGCCCUGGAGCUUGCAUAUGAUGAUCUCUGUCAGACAGAAGGAGUCACGGCCCUGCCUUACUUCUUAAUCAAGUAUGAUGGCAACCUGGUGCUGCUGUCUUUGCUUAAACACUACAGUGAUUUCUUCCAAGGUCAAAGGACAAAGAUAACAGUUGGUGUGUACGACCCCUGUAACUUAGCCCAGUACCCUGGAUGGCCUUUGAGGAAUUUCUUGGUCCUAGCAGCCCACAGAUGGAGUGGCAGUUUCCAGUCUGUUGAAGUCCUUUGCUUCCGUGACCGUACCCUGCAGGGAGCCAGAGACAUUGCCCACAGCAUCAUCUUCGAAGUGAGACUUCCAGAAAUGGCAUUUAGCCCAGAUUGUCCUAAAGCGGUUGGCUGGGAAAAGAACCAGAAAGGAGGCAUGGGCCCGAGGAUGGUGAACCUCAGCGAGUGCAUGGAUCCCAAGAGGUUGGCUGAGUCAUCAGUGGAUUUAAAUCUCAAAUUGAUGUGUUGGAGAUUGGUCCCUACCUUAGACUUAGACAAGGUUGUGUCUGUCAAAUGUCUGCUGCUGGGAGCCGGUACCUUGGGUUGUAAUGUGGCCAGGACACUGAUGGGUUGGGGUGUCAGACAUGUCACCUUUGUGGACAACGCCAAGAUCUCCUACUCUAAUCCCGUGAGACAGCCUCUCUAUGAAUUUGAAGACUGCCUAGGGGGUGGUAAGCCCAAGGCCCUGGCUGCAGCAGACCGGCUCCAGAAAAUAUUCCCCGGAGUGAAUGCCAGAGGGUUCAGCAUGAGCAUCCCCAUGCCAGGACAUCCCGUGAACUUCUCCAGUGUUACCCUGGAGCAAGCCCGCAGGGAUGUGGAGCAGCUGGAGCAACUCAUCCAGAGCCACGAUGUCAUCUUCUUGUUGAUGGACACAAGGGAGAGCCGGUGGCUUCCUACCGUCAUUGCCGCGAGCAAGAGGAAGCUGGUCAUCAAUGCUGCCUUGGGCUUUGACACAUUUGUUGUCAUGAGACAUGGCCUGAAGAAACCAAAGCAGCAGGGAGCCGGGGACUUGUACCCAGGACACCCUGCGGCAUCUGCUGACCUCCUUGGAUCCUCACUUUUUGCCAACAUCCCUGGUUACAAACUCGGCUGCUAUUUCUGCAAUGAUGUGGUGGCCCCGGGAGAUUCAACCAGAGACCGGACCUUGGACCAGCAGUGCACUGUGAGUCGUCCAGGCCUGGCCACGAUUGCAGGAGCACUGGCAGUGGAGCUGAUGGUUUCUGUCCUGCAGCAUCCAGAAGGGGGCUACGCCAUCGCCAGCAGCAGUGAUGACCGCAUGAGUGAGCCCCCCACCUCUCUGGGACUCGUGCCUCACCAGAUCCGGGGGUUUCUGUCACGGUUUGAUAAUGUCCUUCCUGUCAGCCUGGCAUUUGACAAAUGUACUGCCUGUUCCUCCAAAGUCCUCGAUCAGUAUGAGCGGGAAGGGUUUAACUUCCUCGCGAAGGUGUUCGAUUCUUCACAUUCCUUCUUAGAAGACUUGACCGGCCUCACACUGCUACAUCAGGAGACCCAGGCUGCUGAGAUCUGGGACAUGAGCGACGACGAGACCGUGUGAGCCGACCACCCCUCCGCAGGGUCCGCGCCACCCCAGCUGCCGGCCGUCAGAGCAGGCCUGUGCCCAAGACUGGGGAUGUGGGCCUGCAGCCUGCCUGAGCCGGGACAGGAGGCCCCCGCUCUGCAGCCCCACUGGGUUUGGGUUCAAUAAUAACCUUGGCUUUGCCACCUCCAUGAUCCACGCACAGUGAUGGUCUCCCGUGCCCACAGUGCUCAAGCUCCCACGCUCCUCCCAUCUUGGUCCCCAAGACCCAACGGGGCAGUGAGCAGCCAGCUCCGGCCAGGAGCCGCACCCCGCCGUGGGCCCCACCUCACCCUGGGGUACCAUGGAGACGGGAGCCCCUAGCUGUCUCUGCAGCAGUGGGCACUUGAGGGACCCCGGCCCGGGGACAGGUGGGCCCUGCCAGGCUAGUCACCGAGGCGGAAGCCGCUUUUCCUCCAGGGGAGCUGGCAUGUCCUUAGAACCCAGGGCCACCCUGCCCAGCAGCACAUGUGACCGAGAGGCUCAGCUUCUGUCUCUGGCCCAGAUCUGAUGCCAAAGUGGAGUGUGGGGCUGACUGACCAGCAGCAGAACUGCCGUAGGAGAGACUACAGGAGACACAGAAACAAGCAUUCCUAACUCACCAGGGGCCCCGUGCAACCCCCCCUCCCCCGGCCACUCAGGACCCAAGAGCCACAGGCUGUGGUUUAAGAGCACUUUAUUAUUGUUCUUAAGGCUACUUUUAAGUACAAAAAAAAAAAAAAAAAAGAUGGCCUGCCAAACCUUUUUUUUUCUUCUUCUUCCAGGAAAAACAGGCCACAGAGAAUGGUAUAUUACAGAUUUACAGACUCAGAGAGGGUCCGCGCAUGCGCACGGUGGACAGCCCCCCCCCCCCCCCAGGCCAGGAGGCUGCUCAGCAGUGACGUGUUUGUUCCCGCCACCCCCUCUGCCCACACUGCCUAUCCCAGAUAGGCCAGCGCACACGGGGGCGGCCGCCGGGCCCCGCCCCCCGCCCCUCCCGCAGGGACAGGAGAGUCGCAGAAUGGUUUUCCUGUCCGAUGCCCGUAGCCUGCAGAUAACAAACUAGUGGCUAUUGACACGGACGCCGCUUUCUCAAGGUGACUGUGUUCCUGCACGUUUACAGACGUCUACACACACACAAAAAAAGAUCAACUUUUUUUUUCCCCAAGCAACAACAAAAAAAAAGAAUGAUUAUGAUAGGAAAGGGAAAAAUUAAAUAGCUACAUAUCAUUAACAAAUUAAUUGUUC
Molecule: messenger RNA, 3401 nt
Organism: Dipodomys spectabilis (banner-tailed kangaroo rat)
Lineage: Eukaryota; Metazoa; Chordata; Mammalia; Rodentia; Heteromyidae
Gene: Atg7
Product: autophagy related 7
Exons: 19
Coding region: 54-2153 (699 amino acids)
Biological process (GO): autophagosome assembly; autophagy of mitochondrion; protein modification by small protein conjugation
Cellular component (GO): phagophore assembly site; cytoplasm
Molecular function (GO): Atg8 activating enzyme activity; Atg12 activating enzyme activity
Source: RefSeq, a predicted model, not a curated record